Molecule: messenger RNA, 1491 nt
Organism: Enhydra lutris kenyoni (northern sea otter)
Lineage: Eukaryota; Metazoa; Chordata; Mammalia; Carnivora; Mustelidae
Gene: KGD4
Product: mitochondrial ribosomal protein S36
Exons: 4
Coding region: 148-459 (103 amino acids)
Biological process (GO): 2-oxoglutarate metabolic process
Source: RefSeq, a predicted model, not a curated record
UUAGCUCCGCGGUGGAGGACGAUCCCACGGGAUUGCCGGCUCGUCCCUCCUCCAUGACGCCACAGGCAGGGCCCGCCCCCAGCUGCCCUGGACUCCUGUUAUAUCUGCGCCUAGCUACUGCCCCGGAAGCUGCCCCAUCCCGGGGUCAUGAUGGGCAGCAAGAUGGCGUCUGCCAGCAGGGUCGUUCAGGUAGUCAAGCCACAUACUCCAUUAAUAAGAUUCCCUGACAGAAGAGACAAUCCUAAACCUAACGUAUCAGAAGUUUUGAGAUCAGCAGGACUACCAUCUCACUCUUCUUCAAUUUCACAGCAUUCUAAGGGAAGUAAAUCACCAGAUUUGCUGAUGCAUCAGGGUCCACCAGACACUGCAGAAAUAAUAAAAACAUUACCUCAGAAAUACAGAAGGAAACUUGUAUCUCAAGAAGAAAUUGAAUUUAUCCAACGUGGAGGUCCGGAAUAAUCACUGACAGUGUGGCUGCUAUUCAUCAUCAGACAAAAAAAUAGUCUUUACAAUAAAGACUGUCCAAAAAUCCAAAAUGGCACAUGAGAAAUUAUAUAGCAAACAACUUGAAUACUCUCCAAAAAGAAAAAAAAUGAUAUAUAGAAAAUUUAGAUGGACAGUUGUAUCUUCUAAUAUAUGUAUCUUGGUCAGCUUCUGCAAAAGCUUACCUAAUUGUUUAUAUGCUUAUUAAAGUAUACAUUUUUAAAUGUUAGCCUAUUAAUUUACUCUCAAUUAUCAAGUAUUUCCAGUGUUGGAGCUAUUAAAAGUACACAGUAUCUAGUAAACUAUCACAGGUUUUUAUCAGAGAGAAUUGCUGCUUGGGGAAGUGAUUUUCCUGAAAUUGGAUGAGGAUCAAUGAAAGAAUGACUCCAUUAUUUGUUCUUAGUUUUCUUAACAUUUUUUCAUUCACAGAGUUACUGGAGUAUAACUAGUUUAAAAAGCAUAUCCUACACUAAGUAAUAAAAAUAUAGUCAAGGUAAAACAGGUGACUUUGUGGUAUUAAAACUGGGAGUUAAGACAAAAGAUUAUUUGUAACCAAUAUUCAGAAGAAAGUGCCAGAGUUUAAAAUGGAAAAUAUGGGAUCAAAAUAAAUAUAAACCUAGGAAUAGAUGUUUGAUUAGACAUUGCAACUUACUAUAUUAUUAGGGCUGUUAAGAAAGUCUCAUUCUUUGAUUUCUUUUACUGUUUUGUCAUCCUGUGUGCAAAUUCUGAAAACCACUAACUUUCUCAAACUUAAAUGUCUGAAAGUUUCGUAAAAUCAACCUAAAUAUUUGCCUUACUAAGGCAAUUUAUGAAACUUUAAUAGGGUCUUAGAGUGCCAAGGGCAUGUAUUAUUGUGAAAGUAAAGCCUCACAAAGCUAAAUAAAUUUUCUUCCAUACCUUGAAUGAUUUCUAGAAUAUGCUUUAAGGAAGUCAUUCCUAAUAGUAAGGGUAGCUCAUGGGUAUUAGAGUCAAAUUGUUGUUGAGUUUUGCUCAUUUGCCUGUAGACUA